AUGGACGAACAAAUGGUGUCGAGCGAUACGCUGCCCGUUGACCUGUCCAGCUUCAACAUCCCAGACUUUCUCAAGACACCGCACAACGCGCGCCUUUACCAGGAGGUACAAAGGCUCAAGAAGCUCAUCAACGAACUUGUGGACUACCAGACAGCGCAUCCUCUGGCUGAGAGGGCUUCCGCGGAGAAGGAGAAGCAGGUCAAGACCGAGAUCGAGAAGAAGGAGAAGUACAUCAGGGCACAACUCUCAAUCAUCAAGACCUUGUAUCGACAGAGCGUGCUGCGCGUGCGCGAGGAAAAGGCAAAUACUGCAGACGUAAAGGCAGUAAACGACGCAUUGAUAUUAGGACUGCACAACCUCAAGUAUGAAGAGCAAUCACUGCGGUCUGAGAUCUCAGCUGCAGAGAACUAUGAUCACAAAUACAUGAAACUACCCCUUAUACCUGUCGACGAGUUCCUCGAAGAAUUCCCUGAGCAUAAAGACCUGUCCGAGCACGAUCUGACUACAACACGCAUCGAGCACGAACACCAGGUCCGCCUCAAGUUGGAAGAGCGGCGACAAGAGAAGCUUAAGCAGAAGCAGAAGCUUAUUGCCGAGGUCAAAAAGGGCAAGGAUGAUCUCACCAAGCUGGACACCAUGGUCGAGAAGUUCAUUGAGGCCGCUGAGCCCAUCAAGAAGGUCCUUGCCACCGAGUGA
This is a messenger RNA of Ascochyta rabiei, 696 nucleotides long. RefSeq lists its product as uncharacterized. Bases 1 to 696 code for a protein of 231 amino acids. Gene Ontology annotation, molecular function: mRNA binding. Lineage: Eukaryota; Fungi; Ascomycota; Dothideomycetes; Pleosporales; Didymellaceae. The record is from RefSeq and is a predicted model, not a curated record. The transcript has 2 exons. Gene Ontology annotation, cellular component: THO complex part of transcription export complex. Gene Ontology annotation, biological process: mRNA export from nucleus; positive regulation of DNA-templated transcription, elongation.